Alternaria atra is the source of this 597-nucleotide messenger RNA. RefSeq lists its product as uncharacterized. The record is from RefSeq and is a predicted model, not a curated record. The coding region runs from base 1 to 597 and encodes 198 amino acids. The transcript has a single exon. NCBI's taxonomy places the organism in Eukaryota, Fungi, Ascomycota, Dothideomycetes, Pleosporales, Pleosporaceae. Gene Ontology annotation, molecular function: acetyltransferase activity.
AUGUUAGACGGAGAGCCUUUCAUGCCCUACAGUACUCAGUUAGUUGACGAUCGAAGGCAAUGCGCAGCUGUACUAUACCGUUUCAACAACACCGUCGGUGCGGCACCCGAGGUCGUGCAGCGUAUGCGUGAGCGCCAUUUCAGAACAGCUAUAGAGGCAGCUUGGACUCAGCCUCGUUGCGGAGACCGUCUGGUCGGCGGUGAGCUCGGUUGUAGUACACACAUUGCUACACCAUUCCACUGCGACUACGGCUACAACGUCUCUGUUGGCGACAAUGUCAUGAUUGGAUCUAACUCCCAACUACUGGAUUCAGCCAGAAUAACCAUUGGAAGAAACACCAGGAUUGGCGCGUGUGUUACCAUCACGACUUUGAAAGCACCAACUGAUAUAAAAGCAUUGAAAAUGGGCUACGGUCUCGAAGUCGCUAAAGAUAUCUACAUCGGCGAGAACGUCUAUAUCGGUGAUUGCUGCGUCGUAGGAGCGGGAGUGCGAGUUGGUGACGGUGCCAUUGUUCGUUCUGGGUCUGUCGUCGUUCAUGACAUACCACUAGACUACAUCGCCUAUGGUAAUCCAGCCAACACGUCCAAGGCCAGUUAG